Molecule: messenger RNA, 621 nt
Organism: Drosophila serrata
Lineage: Eukaryota; Metazoa; Arthropoda; Insecta; Diptera; Drosophilidae
Gene: Twdlbeta
Product: Tweedlebeta
Biological process (GO): chitin-based cuticle development
Cellular component (GO): chitin-based extracellular matrix
Molecular function (GO): structural constituent of chitin-based larval cuticle
Source: RefSeq, a predicted model, not a curated record
AUUCGUAGUCCAGCCAUCGAAGAAACUAGCAUGCAGACGUCGUGUAUUCUCCUCCUUCUGGCCGCCAGCCUGGCCAUUUGCUUGGCCCGCCCAGAGCCACCGAAAUCCCGAUAUGGACCACCGCCGCCGCCAGCGCCUCAGAAGGAAUACGGUCCACCGGCUCCCGCCCAGCCCUUGCCGGUCUAUGGGCCCCCAGCUGCCUUCUAUGGUCCACCAGCCGCCUCGGAGGCUCUGGUGACCAAGAAUGUGUACGUUCAUGUGCCGCCAGAGGAGCCGGAAUACUAUCCAGCUUCCGCUCCCAUCCAGACCACGGUGCCCAAGAAGCAUUACAAGAUCAUCUUCAUCAAGGCACCCAACCCACCGACUCCAGUGCGCCAGGUGCUGCCACCGCCGGUUCAGGAUGAGCAUAAGACCCUGGUCUACGUGCUGGUGAAGAAGCCCGAGGAGCAGCAGCCCGUCAUCCUGCCAGCACCCGAGCCAACGGAGCCCAGCAAGCCGGAGGUGUACUUCAUAAAGUACAAGCAGCAGCAGGCCAAGCCGGCCACCCAGUACGGACCACCAUCCGCCCCCUCGGAGGAGUACGGAGCACCGCCUGCCCCACGCACCCUCGAGCAGUUCUAG